Messenger RNA from Clupea harengus (Atlantic herring), 6826 nucleotides. RefSeq names its product ATPase family AAA domain containing 5a (gene atad5a). Lineage: Eukaryota; Metazoa; Chordata; Actinopteri; Clupeiformes; Clupeidae. The record is from RefSeq and is a predicted model, not a curated record. Gene Ontology annotation, molecular function: DNA binding; ATP hydrolysis activity; ATP binding. Gene Ontology annotation, cellular component: nucleus.
UUGCCACAGAGAGGAACCUAUUUACCACAACGCGGGUUUUUUAAAGAAAAAGCUCGCUAGCAAAGCCAGCCAAACAUAGGUGCUAUUUAACCAGCAUAUCAGUUCGGUUAAGUUAUUUUUUUACACUACCAUUUUAUAACCAUGUUGUUUUUGAAGAAUAGGUAUAUAAGAAAGUAGCAAAUGGACGGGGUUAUAGACUUUGGUUUGUUGUUUCUGUCUCGCGAAGUAUCAGUUGGCUUGCUAACUAACUUAACAUUAGCCAGCUGUUUACCAGUUAGCAAGAUGGUUGAGUGGCGCUAGUGGGGUGUUUUUAUGCUUCAGUAGCUCAAAUAGUGAAGUUUUCUUCUUUAAUAUAUAUAGUAUGCUUACGCUGUCCUGGAGUCAUUCGAUAUUACUGGACUUAACGUUGGAAGAUUCGCGGCUUGCAUGAUACGACACACAAAUUAGGUUUGGGGCCGGCGGACGCCACAAUAAUAAUGGCAGGCGUCAUCGCAAUGGCAUCUGUCAUUGAAGACUUUGAAAUUCAGCCAUGCAAGAAACGCAAAAAAGACAGUGACGCCCCAGGAGUCAAGACAAUCACCAAUUACUUCACGCCAGUAGCCAAGACGAUGGAGAAACCCUUCUCACCACCUCGCUCCAGCAUCACGGACUACUUCAAGAAGACCCCUCCCGCCACCAAAGUCGCCAGCCCGCCUCAUCAGUCCAAAGAGAAUGAGCUCCAUCCCGUGGAAGCUCUCGCCGGUGCUGACCACGCUGCAAAACGAGGCAAGCCCCCGUCUAAAAAGCCUGGAAGGAAAGUGGGAAGACCUGCAAAAAAGGCUCUGGUGAUGAACCCUCCUGUGGCUGAUGAGGAUGAUGUUGUGGUGGUUGAGAGCACAACUCAGUCAGAGAACCAGCCAGCCGAUGCCCCUGUGUCUGUGGAGACUGCAGAGGGCACAGGCAGCACAGCCUCGUCCACUCAAAACAGUGGUCAGACUGUGGGAGCGGAUGAGAAGGUUUAUGAAAGCGACUGCACAGACGAUGUAACCGCAAACUCCAAUCAGGAUAAAAUUCUAAAGGAAACUUCAGAAAGUGGCGUUCCCUCUGUGAGGACGGACCCAAAGCAGGACGGCGCUGGUCGUCUUGUGAGUUCCACCCCUGAGGAGAAGGGAAUGAGAGGCAGGACCGUGAGAAAGAAUGGCAGAGGAGGAAAGGCUGACGCGGUGCAGCACGACGCUCCGGAGGUGCAGGAGUGCUCCGAGCAGCGGUUGCCAUCUUCACCGUCAUGUGAGACCGGCUCAGAGGCAAAUGCAGAUGUAGAGUCCCAGCAGAACCUCAGCACUGUGACCGUCUCCUUUGCGGACUUCCUAAAGAGUCAAAGCCCAAAGGUGGCAGCACGGAAGCAGCAGCAGCAGGAGGAGGAGGAGGAGGUGGAGGAGGAGGAGGAGGUGGAGGAGGAAGAAGAAGAAGAAAAAAAAAAGACAGAGGCAGGUGGAACGGGACCUACUCCACCACCAGGUGACCAGGCCACCGAUAGGCUGAGCGUCAUCAACCCUUUUGAAGAGGGGGGCGACCAGCCUCCCACCCAGGUGUCUCCUCGCACUCUGACCGUCCAGGCGGAGGUACACCCCAUCUCACCCGACCAGGACCUCUCCCAUGCCUCGGAUCGUAAGGUGGCCUCCAUUUUCACCGCCUGCCGCAGGACAAAGGACAAGUUCGCGGCCUCUCCCCAGCCGCAGGCGAACUCCGAGCCACACCCGACCCCCCUGAGGAGGUCCAAUGUAGUGCUGCAGGAGGAGGACCUGGAGCUGGCUGUGCUGGAGGAUGGAUCCUCUCCCAGUGCCGCCGCCGCCAACGUGCCCAAGUGCAGCCAGGCAGAGCGAAAGCAGUUCAUGAACGCCUUCAAGCGGCCCACCCCCCAGGACACAGCCAAGGGCAAAGCCGGCAAGCAGAAGCAGCAGCCGUCCGAGAAAGACGAUCUGGCUAACGGGGAUGAAGGGGAGAAGGAGGAGGAGGAGGAGGAGGAGGGGAAGGCGAAGGUGAAGGUGAAGGUGGCAGAGGUGGAGAUGGUGGAGGCUGACCCCAAGCCAGUGGAGCUGAAAGGUGCUGCUCCAAAAGUGGCCGGGAAAAGAAAGCGUGGGAGACCAAAAAAGGACCAGAGAACCAUCCCCGAGGAGCCCACUCCUCCAGCCGCUCCCCCUGCACAGGCAGAGGCUCCUCCGGCAGCUGAGGAUGGGGACAGCCAGCCCGGCACAGACCAACCCACCAGCACACCGGCACCCGCCAGCACGCCCACAGAGACCAGGAGGAGGUCCCCCCGAGAGCCUACACGCAAGCAGAGCACCCCAGUCUCACUCACACCCUCAUCACAGUCAAACACAAACGGAGAGUCGGAGCCCAAACACACGCAGAGUUCUAGUAAACCUCAGGGUCUCCCCAGUCCGGUCAGCACACCCAAAACACACCGCCCCAAACAACGUGUAUACAGGUCCCACAUGCUAGUACCUCCAGAUGACCAAGGAAGCCCAAUCAGAAUGAAAUUUACCCGUGUGUUUCCAAGCCCUGGAGAGAUGAGUGAAUUUGAGAUUUUGAGUCCACUGAUAAAAGAGGACUCCAAGAAGAGGAGGAAAGCCCAGAAGCUGGUGCAGAAGGCCAGAGCCUUUCAGCAAAGCAGGCAGGCAGCCGCAGAAGAGAAUGCACCUCCGCGACGGUCCUCGCGCCGUCAGGACACUGCCAAGAAGAACUACUGCGAGCCCGAGGCAGCACACACAGAUGGGGUCAGAAAUACACCCUCAUACCAACCAUUGUCAUUUCAAUCACCAUUUGACUCAGUAAUAUGUCUGGAGGAAGGUGAUGGCAGCUCAACUGUGAAAUCAGAAGACACUAAAGCCAAAAAACAGAAGAAGGUCCGCAGCCUAAAUGACGUUUUGGGGAAAAAUACACCUGGGACCAAGGGGACCAAAACGCUUGCAGUGACAGGAUCUAAAGUGGCCCCUGUGUUCCUGGGGAAGAAGGCUCAGAGGUCGUCAGCAGUCAUCUCCAUAUUUGAUGACAGCAGUCACGACGCCUCGGAGACUUCCCUGGAUGACGAGCAGUUCCGGGCGCGCCGGGACUUCCUGAAGAGCGGCCUGCCUGAGUCGUUCAAGAAGCAGAUCGCCAAGACGGCCGCCAGCCGCGAGGCCUACACGCUCUCCUGCGCCUCCUUCCAGAGAGUGGAGCACGUGCUGCAGAGACCCGAGGGCUGUUCCCUGUGGGGUCUGCCGUGGCCGGCGUGUCCCCGUCUGAGCUGUGUGAAGGAGGCUGGUGCUCAGGUGGACAGGCCUGCCCCGGCUGCUGUGGGGCCAGUCGGCCUCACCAUCGUUCCUGCGCACAGGAGCUGCAGAGAGCAGUCUGUGUCUGGCUGGAGGGAGGACUUCUCUGAGCCGGUGCGGCGCUGGCUGCUGGAGGAGAUCGGCACAUCCAACCCCUCCUUCCCCACCCAUAGGAUCUUCGCCCAACUGCUGAGGAGACGAGCAGAGCACCUCCUGAAGGCCACUGUCCCAGAGGCAGAUGGUGUUCCUCAGGAGGCGUCUGGGUCCAGCUGCCCACAGCCAGUGGGAGGCAAGAGGAAGCGAGAGGAGGAGGCGGCCGCGGCGGAGAAGGUGCCCAAGAAGCGACGUGCCAGCCAGAAAGAGCCUGAGACAAUCAUCAUCCCGGACAACACCCCAGAGCCCCCUAGGAGGGGUAGAGGGGCCCGGGGCCGGACGCGCAGACAGCAGCACGAGGGGUCGGGAGAGGAGCCCAAAGCUGAGGUGGUGUCUACACCCGCUGUCCCUCAGAAGGAUGACGUGAUUGUGCUGGACAGCCCGUCGCCCUCUGAGCACACAAGCCCUGAGGACGCGGCGAGAGAGGACGUGAUGUGGACAGAGAAGUAUCAGCCUCAGCACUCCAGCGACGUGAUCGGCAACAUGCUGUCAAUCAGGAGAUUGCACAGCUGGCUAAGAGAGUGGAAGCUGAGGGCGGACCGUGAGGAGAGGAAGAAGCAGCAGGAGAAGAAGCAGGAGGAGGACUGUAACGACUCCUGGGUCAGUGAGUGUGAUGAGACCUUGGAAGAGGACCUGCUGUGUAACACACUGCUGAUCAGCGGCCCUACCGGAGUGGGCAAAACGGCCGCUGUGUAUGCCUGUGCCCAGGAGCUGGGCUUCAAGGUGUUUGAGGUGAACUGCUCGUCCCAGCGCAGCGGCCGUCAGAUCCUGUCCCAGCUGAAGGAGGCCACGCAGUCGCACCAGGUGGACAUCCAGGGAGUGAACGCCCACAAGCCCGCUUUCUUCAGCAGCUACAGCGGCGGUGGUGGAGGGAGCGGCUCCAGACCAGGCUCAUCCCCCCGCAAGGUCAAAUCUCCCAGGCGGGUCGUCUCCUCACCACACAAGCCUCCCCAGUCUCCACGGGGGGGGCCCUCCAAGCGGGGCUCACUGGCCCCCACCUCCCUGGCCAACUUCUUCAAAAUGGGCGGCAAGGCUCCUCCUAAAGAGGCUGCUGAAGCAAACGCCAAAAAGCCACAGCCAGUCUCUAAGAGCCCUCGCAAGAGAGCCAAGGCCAAGGAGUCUUCCUGUAAGACUGAGGAUCUGUCUGGAACCCCAGCGCCAGCACCCUCAUCAUCAUCACCAGCAGCAACACCACCAACACCAGCAUCAGCACCACCACCUGUGGGCAAGGCCCCGGGCGACGAGCAGGGCAAGAGAACGGCCACAUCGCUCAUCCUGUUUGAAGAGGUGGACGUCAUCUUUGACGACGACUCUGGCUUCCUGGCCGCCAUCAAGACCUUCAUGACCACCACCAAGAGGCCCGUCAUCCUCACCACCAGUGAUCCUUCCUUUAGGACCUCAUUUGACGGCUACCUUGACGAGAUCCACUUUGAGACUCCCUCCGUGGAGAGCGUGAGCAGCUACCUGCGGCUGCUGUGCCUGGCGGAGAGCGUGCGCGUAGAGGCGGAGGACGUGGCGUCUCUGCUGCGCUGCAACGGAGGAGACGUGAGGAGGAGCCUGCUGCAGCUGCAGUGCUGGAUCCGCAGCGGAGCAGGAGCCCCACACACAGCAUCAGCCACCGAGUCACUGCAGGCCAGUGGGAGUGGGGCAGCCGCUGACCAGGAUGGGAAGCCUGACGUGCCCCCCUGUGAGGCCAGCUGCACCGCCAGUCUCCUCGGCCUCCUCAACGUCCAGCCGCAGGGGAACCUGUUCGACUUCAUCAAGUGUGAGUCUGCGAGCCCACUCUGCUGGGAGCUGCUGGCUGAAGCAGGGAGCAGAGGCUUGGACCUGCUCUACUCCAACAUGGAGGUGCUUCUCCCGCUGCCUACCCGCACACUCAAGCACGCUCUACCCAUAGCACACCAGGAGCCUGAGCCAGACCAGCCUGUCCAUGUCCCCGCCACCCUCCCACCCCAGCCUGCCGUCCCCAGCCCCAACACUAAGCCCCCUCUGCUGGCUGAGAUGGAGGACGAGGCCAGCCCCCUCAAAGUCUCUUCCAGGAUGAGGCAGAAGAAGCAUCUCCGUCCAGACGCCAAGGACCCCUUCCAGUCCGACUCGGACUCGGACGAUGGCUUCCUCUCGCUCCCCAGACCCACAGCCGCCCUGGGCUCCUCUGCAAAGGAGCUGAAGGAGGAGCAGUUGCUCACACGGCCUGUGACGGAGCGAAGGAAGAAAGUUGAGCUCACCGAAGCCGAGAGGAAGAGGAGCGUCCCGGUGUCUCUCGCCCUGGGCGCCAUGGCCGAGUUCCUGGAGCACAUGUCCGCCCUGGACUCCUCCCUGCUGCACCCAGCAUCACGGGCAGCAGAGGGCGCAUGCGUGCAGGCGGCAGAGUACGGCUGGGCCCGGGCGGAGAUCCGCAGCGGCCUGACGGACGAGCCCCGGCUGGUGGCCGGCCACCGGGCGGCGGAGGAACAGGCGCGGGAGAUCCGGGCGGCGAUGGAGAGCCUGAGCUUCAGGAGGUGCAGGGCCGGGGUGGAGCAGGCGUUGGAGGCAGCGCAGGCCCUGGGCGAGGAGGGGGUCAGGAGGGUGGCGUUGGAGGAGAUCACCCUCCCCGUGGCUCCACACAGGCAGGCCUUCAGCAUCACGCCAGACAGCACGCUAUGCCAGCCAGGAUUGCUCCAGCAUAGGUGUGAGCUGAUGAGAAGCGUGUGUAGCUCCAGAGUGAGCCCCAGCAGCAGGACGGCCACAGCACUGGACAUCCUGCCUGCCCUGCGCGCCAUCUGCAGAUCAGAGCAGCUCAAGGAGCAGGGCAAGGUCAAGCGCAGGUUCCUGCACUACUUGGAGGGCAUCAACCUUGGUGUUCCGAAACGAACCCUUCAGCUUCUGGCAACUGAUUUCCCAUAAGCUGUGUGUGUGUGUGUGUGUGUGUUCUGUUGCCUGUGAUAGCAGCAGGCAAAAUGUGUCUUGUACAGUAAAAUGUGUUUUGUAACAUAUCCACAUUGAGUGGCCUUGAUUCUGCCUUAUUAAUGUAGUGUACAUUUUGUAACAGUAUGUUUUUAUACUGGCAAUCCUAAACAGUCCUAAAUACUGUGCCCUUAUUUUAUCAAGUAAUAAAUGGCUGGAUUUGACAAACAUUUGUAGUAAGAGAACAUGUUAACCUUUUAGAAAUGUUUUCACUUGUGGUUUGUAAACCUAGCCUCACUUUAUAUGAAUGAUGUUGACUGAGGGAUGUUAACGUAUGCUUCUCACAGUGUUUAUAAAGUGGGGUUAUAAAAUGACACGUUUUCUUUUUUUGUUUUCUUUAUCACAUUUGUCACUGGUUGUGUUUUUAUUUAUAUGGAAGUGUGGCUCUGGUUACUCUUGUAAAAUCUGGAAAAAUAAAACAUAUUUAUUUUUUCCACAUA